This is a messenger RNA of Microthlaspi erraticum, 810 nucleotides long. Lineage: Eukaryota; Viridiplantae; Streptophyta; Magnoliopsida; Brassicales; Brassicaceae. The record is from the annotation of a GenBank genome assembly.
AUGUCAAAUCUACUUCCUCUACCUCCUCCGCCGCCAGAAACGCCGCCAUGGGAAACACCGUCUUCUUCUCUAUGGUAUACUCCAAGAACCACCCCAUGGAGAACACCACAGAGCAUCACCCCAUGGAGAACACCACAGAGCACACAAUCCACACCUUUAACAAAACCACCAGCGGCUAAGUUCGACGGUCUUGAUGCAGAGCCGAGGAAAGAUAGAGUGAUUCUCUGGCUGCCACAGAGCAGCAGGACCAAUCCGUUGAUAUGGUGUGUUGCCGGUUUAUGUCUUGUGUUCAGCCUUUCGCUUAUCUUCUUCGGUAUCGCCACUUUGAUCGUGUUUCUUGCGGUUAGACCAAGAACCCCUGUUUUUGACAUCCCAAACGCCAAUCUACACACAGUCUACUUCGACACGCCAGGGUAUUUCAACGGCGAUUUGUCCAUGCUGGUGAAUUUCACAAACCCUAAUAAGAAGUUAGAAGUGAGGUUUGAGCAGCUUAAGAUAGAGCUCUUCUUCUUCAAUAAAUUGAUUGCGGUGCAAGGGGUCCUACCAUUUUCGCAAAGAAAACGUGAAACGAGGUUGGAACCAAUCCGUUUGAUCUCGAGCUUAGUCUACUUGCCUUUAAACUACGCAGAGGAGCUCAGAAAACAGAUGCAAAACAACAAGAUAGACUAUGAGAUUAGAGGUACCUUCAAAGUCAGAGCUCAUUUUAGGAUGAUUCAUUACUCGUAUUGGCUGCACGGGAGGUGUCAACUUCAGAUGACUGGUCCACCAACUGGAAUCCUAAUUUCUCGUAUCUGCACGACAAAGAGAUGA